UUCUUUACAAACAGAACUGUCUUUAUAAUUUUAUUUUUAUUAGAAUUACGUUUACCUGUACAUAAAUGUUUUAUUAUAGUUUCUCGUACAGCUAAAUAAUGUGUUAAUGCUGGUUUAUAUAUAACAAAUACACCAUUUAAUAAAUUCCAAACCACGCUCGCUUUACAUGAUAUAUGUUUGGCAGGUUAUGAUCUCAUGGUCAAUCAUAUAUAUUUAAUAUUUGAAUUGUUCGUCAGAUGUCGCUAGUUUAGAAAUCAUCUGUUCUUUAGGAGAAAUAUGAUUUUGAAGAGUAAUGCAUAUAUACUUCAGUUUUUAAUUACCGGGUCUAUUAAACAACUGGGAGCUUCUAUUAAUACUCGGUGGUUUGCCACGAUGUCCGAAUUACUUAAUAAAGUUCCUGACGUAGAUAUCGAUGCAAAUGGAAAGUUUAAAUACAUGUUACUUAAUAUUCAUGAUAAAACUAACGAUGCCUUCAAACCGGUCGUUAGAGGUUAUACUAAAGCAGAAUGGCAUGUUUCCGUCUCGUUUAAUCAGAAAGAUCGACCGAUCGAAGAAUCGACCGAUGGAAUGAUCGAUCACGAAUUCGACGAAAAAAAAAGAAAAAAGAAGGAAAACCAAAUCAACCGAGACAAUGUUUACGAAGAGACUACUGAACAAUUGAAACAAUAUCCUGAUCUCGAAGUGGAGAGCUUAGGUGGUGGAAGAAUAUUACAUGAUCCAGAAAAAAAGUCUAUCAAGGUUUAUGGUUAUUCGCAAGGAUACGGAAAAGCCGAUCAUCAGGUGACAGUCGAAUUGUUGAAAAAAAAAUAUACCGAUUAUGAUAUUACAUAUUCGGAUGAUGGUUAUUAAAAAGCAAAGGGGUAAAAAAGAAAAAAAGGAAAAGAAAAGAAAUUCAAUUGAAUCUUUUCAUUUCUACAUUAUUUGUUAAAUAUUUCAAUAAACGAAUUGACAAAAAAUA
This is a messenger RNA of Vespa velutina, 958 nucleotides long. RefSeq names its product 14 kDa phosphohistidine phosphatase-like. Lineage: Eukaryota; Metazoa; Arthropoda; Insecta; Hymenoptera; Vespidae. Gene Ontology annotation, biological process: peptidyl-histidine dephosphorylation. The transcript has 6 exons. The record is from RefSeq and is a predicted model, not a curated record. Bases 277 to 849 code for a protein of 190 amino acids. Gene Ontology annotation, molecular function: protein histidine phosphatase activity. Gene Ontology annotation, cellular component: cytosol.